Messenger RNA from Anopheles aquasalis, 2378 nucleotides. It is a transcript of the gene DppIII, whose product is annotated as dipeptidyl peptidase 3. Gene Ontology annotation, molecular function: dipeptidyl-peptidase activity; metalloexopeptidase activity. Gene Ontology annotation, biological process: proteolysis. NCBI's taxonomy places the organism in Eukaryota, Metazoa, Arthropoda, Insecta, Diptera, Culicidae. Gene Ontology annotation, cellular component: cytoplasm. The record is from RefSeq and is a predicted model, not a curated record.
GCGGCUUGUGUUGGCCAGAUCGUUGCCUCCCUCAUCAACCGCGUCAGCAAGGUAGCACCACAGCAGGAAAGCAAUCGCAUCCGAACGACCAUGUCCGAGAAAGCCCAAUAUGUGCUUCCCAAUACACAGCCGAUCGUCGAGUUGGACUGUGCCACCGCAUUCAACAAUCUGACUGAGAAGGAGAAACAAUAUGCCCACUAUUUCAGUAAGGCAUCUUGGACCGGAGGGUUGAUUGCACUGGUUCAAUCGAGCCCGGAAUCGCCGCUCAUUUUCUCGUUGCUGCAUCGCAUAUUUCUGGCGGAAUCCGUAGAAGACUUGAAGAAGUCUGCACUUGCGGCGGAUGUGUCCGAGGAUGAGUUCACCGCCUUCCUGGUGUACACCUGUGGCUUUCUGGCUAACGCUGGUAACUACAAAGGCAUGGGUGACAGUAAGAUCGUACCGAACCUGGAGGAGGAUAAGUUUGUUACGAUCGUCAAAUGCUCGGCCGCCUACAAGGCAAACACGGCAGCCAUCGAGUCGUUGCUGGAAAAGACGAAAGGCCCAAUCUUUGCCCUCACGGAACGCGCUAAAACGCUGGGGCUCUGCGAUACCGGCAUUACCACUUAUUUCUCCAGCAACGUUACCCGCGAAGACACCGAACUGAUCAGCGAAUGGAUGAAGGAGCAAAAGUUCGAAGCUUACAUCUGUCGCACCUUUAAAACGGUGGACACCGCGGGAAAGACGGUGUAUGACAUCAAGUUGGCAUCGAGCGAGGUCGGCGAUCGGAAAGGAUUGACACGAGAACCAGAGGAAUAUAAGGGAUGCAUUUUCAAGAUUACUCGCGGUGAUUACCGCGAGCUGAUCGGCAAGGUAGCGGAUGAACUGGAGCAGGCCAAAAAGUUCAGCGCGAACGAAAAUCAGCAGCGCAUGAUCGAGGCGUACAUCGAGAGCUUCCGUGAGGGCAGCUUGGAUGCGCACAAAACCGGCUCGCGGUAUUGGAUCAAGGAUAAGGGACCAGUGAUUGAGACGUACAUUGGAUUCAUCGAAACGUACCGUGAUCCUGUGGGACAGCGGGGUGAGUUCGAAGGAUUCGUGGCAAUGGUGAACAAGGAGAUGUCGGCCAAAUUCGGCGAGCUGGUUUCGAACGCCGAAUCCUUCAUCAAGCUUCUUCCGUGGGGCGAGGACUAUGAAAAGGACUCGUACCUCAAACCGGACUUCACCUCGCUGGACGUGCUAACCUUUGCUGGUUCGGGUGUGCCGUGUGGCAUUAAUAUUCCAAACUAUGAUGAAAUUCGUCAGGACGAAGGCUUCAAGAACGUGUCGCUAGGUAACGUACUUGCGAACACCAACAAAACCGAUUCAAUUCCGUUCCUCACGGAAGAAGAUCAGGCGCUGAUGAAAAAGUACAAGUCGGUCGCAUUUGAGGUGCAAGUCGGCCUCCACGAACUGCUCGGUCAUGGGAGUGGCAAGUUGCUGCGCAUUAAUGAGAAAGGCGAGCACAAUUUCGACCUCGCUAAGCUGAAAAAUCCUCUCACCGGUGAACCGGUUGACUGUUGGUACGAGCCGGGCGAAACGUACGAUUCCAAGUUCAAGUCGCUAGGCUCCUCGUACGAAGAGUGCCGAGCGGAAGCAGUUGGACUUUAUCUUUGCCUGAACCGCGAUAUUCUGAAGAUAUUUGGUCAUACCGAUGAGCAGGAGAUUUCGAACAUCAUCUACGUGAACUGGCUGCUGCUGGUUUGGGGUGGGGUUGGCGUUGCCAUGGAGCUUUACAAUCCUACCCAGAAAGCAUGGCUUCAGGCCCAUUAUCAGGCUCGGUUCGUGAUUAUGAAGGUGCUGCUGGAGGCAGGUGAGGGGCUGGUAACCGUCAAGGAAACGGAAGAAGGUAAAAACCUGCUGCUCACCUUCGAUCGCACGAAGAUCGAGACGGUUGGCAAGGAAGCGAUCCGCACGUUUUUGCUGAAACUUCAGUUCUACAAAUCGACGGGAAAUGUGAAGGCCGCCACGGAUAUGUACAACCACUAUUCGGAAGUGACGGAAGGCGAUGGGCCACAUCCGUGGGCCAAAUGGCGCGAUAUUGUGCUGCUGCACAAAAAGCCUCGCUUGAUUUUCCUCCAAUCGAACACGGCCAUUGCCGGAGAGGGUGAGUCGAGCAAAGUGGAGCUGAAGACUUACGAAGCCAACUUCGCGGGCUAUAUCCGCUCCUGGACUGACCGUUUCCCAGAAGCCACCAUCGAUGAGGUGCUUGAGCGCAUUUAUGAGGAAGACAAACAGUACUUCCAGAAUUUGUAUUAAAAAAGCACUAUCUGCGUACGGUGCGUUAAAGGAUGUAACCGGAUGAACCAAGCAAGAAUUGAUUAUCAUCGACCCUUGGGGGAAUAAAAACGAUUAUUUUAAUUGUA